CUUGCGUCAGGGGAGGGAUGGGAGCCCGUCAAGGGUUUGGCAACUUCUGUGCUCCUCGGGGUUUCCGCUGCGUGUCUGCCUCCUCCUGGCACGGGGCAGGGUGAUGCUGGGCUGGCCACGUGGCAGUAAACGUACUCUCAGGACAGGGCUGCCUUUGUCCAGGGCGGGCAUCUGCACUCAUGAGCGCGUCCCAGCGCUGCGCUGAGCAGAGGGGGUUCAGGCCCUCCUCCUGGCACAUGAGAAGGCAGCUGCUCCGUGUUCUGUGCUGGCUCACUGAGGAAAUGUUUGUGGGGAUGGCAGGUGGAAGGCUGGUGCCCCGGCUGGGAGGCGAGACCGUGUCAGCUAACGGGCUGCAGAUGCAGAGAGCGGUCCCCAGAGUGGGACGCGGGCACUCGUUACUGAGCCCAGGGCUCAGAGUGAGCUGUGGGUUACGUGGGCCCUUAGCAUCACGUGAUCACAGAACAGAGGUGGCCCCGAGGCCUGGGCCUCCCGUCUCCCCUCCCCUGGAGGAAUUCCUGAGCCUGGGCUUCUCCUCCUGGCUGGUGAGGCCACUCCUCCCUCCCAGCUGUUGUGUAACUCUGGAGGCCCCAGUGGGACUUUGGUAUGUAUGUUGCUCAGCAGGUUGAGUUCUGCACUGGGCAGUGUCUCUAGAUUGUAGGGAUGGCCUGUGAGGGCUGCGCUUGAUGGGGUCAGCCCUCAGGGUGAGCUGGGAGGGAAGGGGUGAGCUUGUAGGACAUGCCCUGGGGAGGCCGCUUCAGGGUGCCACCAGGAGAGCCGCGAUGUAACCCCGUUCCUCCUGCCCUGUUCCCCGUGUCUGCAGACACUCUGCCUCUGUGAGCUCCCUGCCAUCGCCUGGGAUGGCUCUUUGUGUGUCCAUCCUUAGGGGGCGUGAGGCUGGUCCACUGCUGCCUUGCGACCCUGGAGGACUCCUGUGGCCCCUCCCUGCUGGGCCCUGGGAGGCUCUGGGGCUCCUCUGAGGGUGGUUGGAGUGGGGCUGCCGUGCUGUCAGGGAAUCCUGGAUGUUCAGAAGGAGCUGUUUUUCCACAACCAGUGGAACCCUGAGGCAGCGUCUCCCAGGUGCUCUGUCACCUGCCCUGGCGUGCCUGAAGGUGCAGAGUCCUGGGCCCUGCCCCAGACCUUCAGACGGCUGUGUGGGGCAGGGCCCCAGCUCAUGUUUCUUUGAGAAGCACCGCCUCCGCCUCCGGGUUUCAGAAGCCACAGGGGUCCAGUAUGUAGAAGGAAGGCUCAUUGUGCUUGACACUGGUGUCUGAGACGGCUGCCGUUGCCAGGGAUCCGGGGACACAAGGGGCAGUGUCACCUCCAGUCCCCUCCAGGGCUGCGUGGGGGCCUGGGCGGCAUGGCGCCCUCCGACCAGGUGGCGGAGAAGCAGGUGCCCCCGGAGCCCGAGCGGGGCCGCGAGCUCAAGUCCUGGCGGUGCCUGGUGUUCUACCUCUGUUUCUACGGCUUCAUGGCGCAGAUGCGGCCUGGGGAGAGCUUCAUCACGCCCUACCUCCUGAGCCCCGACAAGAACUUCACGCGGAAGCAGGUCACCAACGAGAUCACGCCGGUGCUGUCCUACUCCUACCUGGCGGUGCUGGUGCCCGUCUUCCUGCUGACCGACUACCUGCGCUACAAGCCGGUGCUGCUCCUGCAGGCCCUGAGCUACAUCUGCGUGUGGCUGCUGCUGCUGUUCGGCACCUCCGUGCUGCACAUGCAGUUCAUGGAGCUCUUCUACAGCGUCACCAUGGCUGCCCGCAUCGCCUACUCCUCCUACAUCUUCUCGCUCGUGCGCCCCGCCCGCUACCAGCGCAUGGCCGGCUACUCGCGCACGGCGGUGCUGCUGGGUGUCUUCACCAGCUCCGUGCUGGGCCAGCUGCUCGUGACCGUGGGCCGGCUCUCCUUCUCCAUGCUCAACUACAUCUCGCUGGCCUUCCUUACCUUCAGCCUGCUCCUCGCGCUCUUCCUGAAGCGCCCCAAGCGCAGCCUCUUCUUCAACCGCAGCGCCCCUGUGCGCAGCGGGGCCUCGCCCUCCGAGCUGGACCAGAUGAACGUGGGCCCCGGCCGGCCCGAGGGCAGGAAGCUGGGCUGGACGCUUCUGGACACCGUGCGGAACUCGACCCUGGUGCGCAUGCUCUGGGAACUGGGGGACAACCUCCGGCUGCCGCAGCUGCGCCUCUGGUCCGUCUGGUGGGUGUUUAACUCGGCUGGCUACUACCUGAUCGUCUACUACGUGCACAUCCUGUGGAACGUGGUCAACCCCACCACGGACACCACCACGGUCUACAACGGCGGGGCGGACGCCGCCUCCACUCUGCUCGGUGCCAUCACCUCCUUUGCUGCGGGCUUCGUGACGAUACGUUGGGCCCUGUGGGCGGAGCUGGUGAUUGCGGGUGUGACGGCGGUGCAGGCUGGGCUGAUCUUCCUCAUGUACAGCACGAGCAGCAUCUGGCUGUGCUACGUGGCCUUCGUGCUCUUCCGCGGCUCCUACCAGUUCCUGGUGCCCAUUGCCACUUUUCAGAUCGCGUCUUCACUUUCUAAAGAGCUCUGUGCCCUGGUCUUCGGAGUCAACACCUUCCUUGCCACCGUCCUCAAGACCACCAUCACCCUGGUUGUUUCCGACAAGCGCGGCCUGGGCCUCACGGUCCACGAGCAGUUCCUCAUCUACUUUGCCUACUUCCUGGUGAUGUCUGCCGCCUACUUCCUGGGAGCCGUGCUGGUGGGCCUGCGCCACCUCCGGGAGGGCCGCCACCAGCCCCUGCCCCUGGCCCAGGAGCUGCGGAGCCCCGAGGAGAAGGCCGCACAUCUGCUGAGUGUGCAGCCCGCAGCCCUGCCACUGGCCACGGAGAACGGCGUGUGGGCCACAGGGCCGGCCCCACUGGGGCAGAGCCAGCAGCUUGAAACCAAGGCCUGACCCGCUCUCGCAGCCUGACCCAGUGGGCGGCCGGAUUCCUGAUGCCAGAGGUAGCCACCAGUCAUCCUGCACGUCCUCACCGAGCCUGAGACCUUGACAUCUCAGAACCGACGUGUCCCUGGCAGGUCGCCUGGCCUCCUGGUGUUGGGUUUCCAGCACUGUCCAAAUUCCAGUAUUCAGACUUUGGAGCCAGUGACUAACGGGGCCCUAUGUUGUCUGUCCUCGUGACCCACGCCUCAGGGACAGGGCCUUGGCUUGUCCUGGGCGGCCCAAGCACUGUGCCCCUCAGCCCUGCUCACCUCUGCCAUGGCCUGGAGCCUGCUGGGUGCACGGGCAGCUGUCAGGCUGCUGUGGGCGCGAGUGCUGUCCCCUGCCCACACGUGGCUGGUGGUGGGGUUUCACGUGCCCACCAUGCCUCCCAGCCUUCACUGGGGAUACAAAUCCCGCUUGUCCUGGGGACUGGCGAGGUGGUCUUGGACGCCAGCCCCACGGACUGCAGCCCCCACAGGGUGUCCUGGGCCCUGCAGGGCAGGGGUGGGAGCCUGGGUUCCUGGGGCAUGUGACAGUCACAGUUGUCCAGGUGCUUGCAUUUUAAACAGUGCAGUGUUCCUUUUUUUUUAACUGAUUUAGUUGAGAAACCUCCUUGGGCUUCUGUUUCUGUAGGAGAAGCCGGGCGGGGGGCAGGGCAGGUGUUUCCUCGCCGUGUGGAAGCAGGACGCUGGUGUCCUGGGAGCUGGUUCCUCGCUUCUCCCCAGGCCCUCCGUUGUCCUCCCGCUGUUCCUGAAGUGGGCAAACGCUGACCUACCUCCUGGGUGACAGGGCUGUGUGGGGCUGCUCACACCAGCCCAGAGGACUUGCCCCGUGCCACCCUGGGCGUGCCACCUUGGGGUCUAAGAACCAAUCGUGCGUCCCUCUGAGAUGUGAGAUGGUCUGCUUUUCCCAAAAUACAUUAAAAAGACCACACCACUGGA
This is a messenger RNA of Diceros bicornis minor, 3882 nucleotides long. RefSeq names its product solute carrier family 19 member 1 (gene SLC19A1). NCBI's taxonomy places the organism in Eukaryota, Metazoa, Chordata, Mammalia, Perissodactyla, Rhinocerotidae. The record is from RefSeq and is a predicted model, not a curated record. Gene Ontology annotation, cellular component: basolateral plasma membrane; apical plasma membrane; plasma membrane. Gene Ontology annotation, molecular function: folic acid binding; folate:monoatomic anion antiporter activity; methotrexate transmembrane transporter activity. The coding region runs from base 1358 to 2911 and encodes 517 amino acids. The transcript has 6 exons. Gene Ontology annotation, biological process: methotrexate transport; folate transmembrane transport.